GAGAGGGAAACCGAGAAAGACGUUGGGAGAUGAUGCAGCAGGACGAGUCAAACUCUCCAGUCUCCCCCGCCGACGACAGCUUGAGCAACAGCGAAGAGGAGCCGGACCGGCAGCAGCUGCCCAACAACAAGAGAGGGGGGCGCAAGCGCCGCUCCAGCCGCCGCAGCGCCGGCGGCGCCGUCGGGGCCGCGGACGAGCCCUGCAGCCCGGCCCAAGGCAAGCGGGGCAAGAAGUGCGGGGCGGGCGGGGGCGGCGGGGGCGGCGGCAGCAGCAGCGGCGGCGGCAGCCCCCAGUCCUACGAGGAGCUGCAGACCCAGAGGGUCAUGGCCAACGUGCGGGAGCGGCAGCGCACGCAGUCGCUGAACGAAGCCUUCGCCGCACUGCGGAAGAUCAUCCCCACUCUGCCCUCGGACAAGCUGAGCAAGAUCCAGACCCUCAAGCUGGCGGCCAGGUACAUCGACUUCCUCUACCAGGUCUUACAGAGCGACGAGCUGGACUCCAAGAUGGCAAGCUGCAGCUAUGUGGCCCACGAGCGGCUCAGCUACGCCUUCUCGGUGUGGAGAAUGGAGGGCGCCUGGUCCAUGUCCGCAUCCCACUAGCAGGCGGCGUCCCCCACCCGCAUCCCCCCGGCAGGAGCCCUAGAUGACAUUGUUCCCACAGAAGGAGAAAAUGGACAAUCUAGAGACUCUGAAGUUGGAUACGAUUUUUUUUUUUUUUUGGUCUUGUUUAACAAAAAAUGUACCAAGGAUUUCUUGGAAAUUAGAAGAGCAAUAUGCAAAUUCUAAGCAGGGCGUGGGGAGCACUUAAGGAAAGAGAAAGAGACAAGGGCUUUGGACAGUGACUACCCUUUGGGCGUCGGUACAGUACACACAUCUCUGCAUUCUGAUAGAAGUCUGAAUCGUUCGAUUAUUUUUUUUUUAAUUUUUGACGAAGAAUGUUGGAAUUGAACUUUUUUUUAUUUUAUUUGCCCUUUUUUUUUGCAUGCAUUCCCAAGAGGUCGUGCUUAUGAGCCACUGAUUAAAGGAAAUACAUUAUUGAGGACUUUCUUCAUUCUUGAAUGAAACCAACCAGAAAACCAAAAAUAUCCCUGUAGAGAUGAAAACUUUUUUUUUUUUUUUUUAGGGGGGAAUAAGCUGGGCUCAAGCUGUUAUACACCCUGUUCCUAACUUUUUUAUUAUUAUUAUUUUUCCUCUGAGAAAAAAAAAUAAACAUUUUAUUUAUUUAUUGAUG
Molecule: messenger RNA, 1230 nt
Organism: Lepidothrix coronata (blue-crowned manakin)
Lineage: Eukaryota; Metazoa; Chordata; Aves; Passeriformes; Pipridae
Gene: TWIST1
Product: twist family bHLH transcription factor 1
Exons: 3
Coding region: 30-599 (189 amino acids)
Biological process (GO): regulation of transcription by RNA polymerase II; developmental process
Molecular function (GO): DNA-binding transcription factor activity, RNA polymerase II-specific; RNA polymerase II transcription regulatory region sequence-specific DNA binding; protein dimerization activity
Source: RefSeq, a predicted model, not a curated record